Molecule: messenger RNA, 470 nt
Organism: Zychaea mexicana
Lineage: Eukaryota; Fungi; Mucoromycota; Mucoromycetes; Mucorales; Lichtheimiaceae
Exons: 5
Coding region: 100-261 (53 amino acids)
Source: RefSeq, a predicted model, not a curated record
ACCUCCAACUUAGGCUUCCCAUCCUUCGACGUGUACCCUUCGACGUGUUUUGUCUUUUGUGGCAACGAGGACUGCUGAAAUAGUAUCUUACUCUCAACCAUGCACACUCACACACUCACACAUAGGCCUUUUUUGUUCGCCAAGGAAGCACACGCCGUCAACCCAUGGCUAUUCAAACGACUGUUCCUGAACAAGAUGUUGCCGCAUCGCCUUGCCGAUAUAUAUCUGAUAGACGACAGCCGCUUCCAUUCCACACCAUAAUUUUUAAUGUCAUUUGAAGAUCGCUUCUAUUUAUCUUCACAAUCUUUUAUUUGUCGCAAAAUCAAUCCCUCCAAUGUAUCGUUACUAAAGUUUAUCUCCACGUUUUCGCAUGGCUUCUUAGCCUAUUAUUUAGCAGCUUUCAAGAUUUGGUUCGGUCAAUCUUCUACUUUUAAAAAGUAAUAAAAUUUGAUGGGUCUGGUUUAAAUGAA